Messenger RNA from Closterium sp. NIES-67, 2635 nucleotides. Lineage: Eukaryota; Viridiplantae; Streptophyta; Zygnematophyceae; Desmidiales; Closteriaceae. The record is from the annotation of a GenBank genome assembly.
CUAGAAAUCGGCAGUCCCUUGAAGUGAUUCUAGUCACUAUCACAUGAAGCCCAGGCUGACGUGGCCCGGGCUAAAUCCAGGACGAUAUGCAGUCAGCUCGGGCCGCAAGGAGAUUUCAGUCCGAGCCUUCGCUGAGGGGCGAUUUAGCAGCAUCUAGCAGCAUGUCGGGAAUAUCUCCUCCUGGGUUAGUACUACUGAAUUCCCUUCCAAGGAAUAAGAGUGCUCUCCUUCCAAGGUUUAUUACUGACCUCCGUCUCAGGUCUACGAGUGAUCUUACUCCCUCAACCUAUCAGCAGCUAAUUUCACCGCCGGAAUCUUUACGUCCAAGAUGGCUACUCCCGCUGCUAUCAACAGCUUGACUGAUGAUCUUCUCAUACGGAUCCUCUGGCAUUCACGGCCCGCUUCUGACGAAUCCCACGCGGACAAAUUGCUGGCCUCAUUGGACCCAGAUUUGGAGUACAUACAUGCGUGGCGAUCCGUGAGAUUUGACAUGGACGAGAAGCUCAAGACGCCGAUUCCCACUCCGCCUGCCUCCGCAGAUGCCGCUGUAAGCCUCUUCAACGCGUCAGUCUGCAGUCGCUGGCGUCGCCUUGCCAAGGAAUUCGUUUCCACACUUUGCUUCAGAAGAAAAUCCAGCGUGUUCCAGGAAGAUCUCUCAGUCGCUGUCUCCAGAUUCCGAAUCUGACGCAUCUCCAUUUGACUGACAGCAGCGUCCAUACCCUGGACGACAAUUUCCUCUCUCACCUGGCGUCGUCGUGUCCUAAUCUGACGGCUCUCCAUGUGGGAUGGAGGAUCUCGCCGAGGGAUGAACGGCGGAUUGAGCACCCAAUCACGCCGAGUGGUCUAGAUCAGCUUUUCCAGAAGUGCACGAGUCUGCAGCAGCUUCCGUCCUCCCAAGGAUGCUGAGUUCCCGGCAUCUUUCUUCCAGCUGAAGAAGCUGCAAACGGUUCUUCUGACCGAUGCUGCCGUCUUGGAUAAUCCCAGUUUCACCAACCUCUCCUCUCUCACCACCGUCUACAUCGGCUUUCCCUGGCAUCAUCGGCAUCUCAUUCAGCUCCCCAAACUUACCCAUCUUUCAAUCCUUUUCACCGAAUCACAAACCAGUCGGCGCUCAGGUCCUUCAAGCAUGGUGGUACCAUCUUCCCUGCAGUCGCCGAAAUUCCUAGAAUCCUGUCCUCAAUUCCUUCCAUCAGGAUCACCAUGCAGCCGCCUAGAAGAGCUGCUGAUUUCCAAGUGCAACCAGUUCCAUCGCCUUCCGGACGGCCUGGGAGAGCUGCUGCCGUUCCUGCGCAAAGUCGCCCUUUACGGGUGCGAGUCCUUGGUGGAGCUUCCUCCAAGCGUCACUUCUCUCACCCGCCUCGAAACUCUCGCCGUUGCCAACUGUUCCCGCCUUUCCAGUCUGCCCCGGAACUUAGGACGAUUACCGGCCCUUAAAGUCCUGGUGUUGCAGUACUUGCCUCUCUCAGCGCUCCCUAACUCGUUCUGUCACCUCACCUCACUGCAGACCCUCACCUUGAUGUCCUGCAACAAGCUUUCCUGGCUGCCAGCUGGUUUCGGUCGCCUUACUGCUCUUAAGUCGUUUUUUGUUUGAGAGAUGGAUCAGUUGGUCCUUCCAGACGACUUGGGGGACCUCUGUAGUCUUCAGAUGUUCCAUAUGGAUGGAAACAACGAGCUUGAGUUUCUCCCACCCUCAUUCACGCAGCUGUCUUCCCUGACGGUUCUCGAAAUCCACGCUUGCAACAUUCGCAGGUUUCCCGAAGGCAUGCAGGAGCUGCAGCACUUACAGGAGGUGUGGGUCCUCGAAAGCUCUAACUUUGAGGAGUUCCCGGAGUCAUUCUCAAGUCUAACUUGCCUUGAAGUUCUCAAGUUUGAAGUGCAACUCGUACCCGAGGAGCAGGGGAUGUAUGUUGAGCUCGCUUCAGUGCCACGGUGAUUGGAUAGCCUUGGGAGGCUUAAGGAGUUGGAGCUGCUGGGAUGUGAGCUGAAUCCCAGAAGCGCUGCCUCAGUCACUUGAGAUUCUGAGCCUGGGGAAUUACGACCAAGAAACUCCUCGUCCUGAUUUCUCCCUGCUGCCAAAUCUGAAAGAUCUGAAGCUGCAUCUGCCGGGGGUGGUGAAUGGAGAGGUCGUUACCAGGAGCCUGUCGUGUCUGGAGCGCUUGUACCUGCGAUUGGAUAACGAGGCCACGGAGCUUCCCUUCCCUCUGGUUUUCUCGCAACUGAAGGAGCUGGCGAUCUGGUCGUAUCAGCUAAAGAGGCUUCCAGAGGACUUUGGAUCAACACUACCGCAGCUGCGAAAGCUGAAAAUUCAGCAGAAUUCAAGGCUGGACAGGCUGCCAGCAAGCCUUGCUGAGUUGCAGAACCUCACAUCCAUGGAGAUUAGCGCAUGGUAUUCCCGUAGAAGCUUUGUACCCGCUGGGGUCGCCACCCUGCCUCGGCUGCGCCAAGCGUACAUCAGUGGCAGCCAGCGUGAGCUGCUACAGCUGCCUGCCCCCCCCCCCCCCACCUCGUGUCCAUGAGCUGACUGUCUGCAGCACUCCGUCUGCUCUACAUUAGGAAACUCAAGUCAUGUUUUUGUACAGGAGCAACUUGUAUAGGCAGUCUCUUGCAUGUGGUGUAUCUUGACUCGAUAGACUUG